Molecule: messenger RNA, 2264 nt
Organism: Bradysia coprophila
Lineage: Eukaryota; Metazoa; Arthropoda; Insecta; Diptera; Sciaridae
Gene: hfp
Product: Poly(U)-binding-splicing factor hfp
Biological process (GO): mRNA splice site recognition; alternative mRNA splicing, via spliceosome; regulation of alternative mRNA splicing, via spliceosome
Cellular component (GO): catalytic step 2 spliceosome; precatalytic spliceosome
Molecular function (GO): RNA binding
Source: RefSeq, a predicted model, not a curated record
GUCACUUUGAUUCUCGAAAAAUGCUGAACAUCUAGAUGGAAACGCGUUGUGAAAAGUGAUCUACUAAAGUGAUUGAACAAAGUGAUUAAAAAACGUUUGAAACAGUGAAAAUAUAGUUAAUGGUAAAACGUGAAUGUUUUUGUGAAAAUAGGAUUCAAUUGAAAUGGGCGAAGUCGAUACUGCAACUGUAACAUCCGAUACAACUAUGUCAACAAACGACAAUAUGACAACAUCGACCACCAACGAAGAAGCAAUCUGCGAUGGUCCAUCAGCGCCGAAAAUGCCAAAACUCAAAUCAGAUGUUGCAGACCAUAAAAUGAAGGUGCUGUACUAUCGAUGACCGAUUGAAUUAAAAUGCGAUCAACGUUACACGAAGUCAAUUGUGUCUGUUUAAAGCGGAAAGAGAUUGGAAGCCAAAAAUCCCAUUCAUCUCAGCUCCCGUCACCGAUCUACGUCAAUCCGGAGAAGUGAAAUUCGGUCCUGGAGCGCGUUCUGCAUUGCUCGGACUAUUGGGCGGUACGUUGCCACGGCUAUCAAGCGAACAACAAGACACGGUAACAAAGGCCAAGAAAUAUGCGAUGGAACAGAGCAUCAAAAUGGUUCUGAUGAAGCAAACAUUGGCACAUCAACAACAACAGCUGGCUAGUCAGCGCACCCAAGUCCAACGGCAACAGGCACUUGCAUUGAUGUGUCGCGUCUACGUCGGCAGUAUUUCGUUCGAGCUAAAGGAGGAUACGAUACGAGGUGCAUUCCUACCAUUCGGCCCAAUAAAAUCGAUAAAUAUGUCUUGGGAUCCAAUUACGCAAAAGCACAAGGGUUUCGCUUUUGUCGAAUAUGAAAUACCCGAGGGAGCUCAAUUGGCUCUCGAACAAAUGAACGGUGCCAUGAUGGGUGGCCGAAAUAUAAAAGUGGUAGGCAGACCUAGUAACAUGCCACAAGCGCAACAGGUAAUUGACGAAAUUCAGGAGGAGGCAAAGAACUAUAAUCGGAUUUUCAUUGCUUCGAUACAUCCAGACUUAACAGAAGAAGACAUUAAGAGUGUUUUCGAAGCGUUCGGACCGAUUUUGUUCUGUAAACUGUCGCAGGGAAAUUCGUUGCAUUCGCACAAAGGAUACGGUUUCAUUGAGUACGCAACUAAGAACGCCAUGGACGAAGCAAUAUCUAGCAUGAAUUUGUUCGAUUUGGGCGGACAACUGUUGAGAGUUGGACGAGCAAUCACACCGCCGAAUGCAUUGAUGGGGCCAGCGGCAAAUUCAUCAAUGCCAACAGCGGCAGCAGUCGCCGCUGCAGCAGCAACUGCAAAAAUUCAAGCGAUGGAUGCUGUUGCCAGCAAUGCGGUUCUUGGUCUGGAAAACAUCGUCAAAUCUCGGGAUAUCGACACAAGAACAUCGAUUGAAAAGACGCACAUCUCUCCGACUCGUUCGCCAAUUCAAAAUCAAAUCCAACAUCCGACUCAACCUGACCAUGCUGUAUCUCAACUGUCACCCGCACCAACCAUUGCACAAACCACACUUCAACCACCACAAGUCGUUACGGCAGUAUUAGGCAGUCAAGGCACCAUACAAGUCACAUCCGAACCGAUCACCUUGCCACCAAUCCUAACAACUGUAAAACCAACAAUAAUUCGACCGCCAUCACCUCCCCCACAAUUGACCGCUGCUGAAGUACUGCAAAAAGCACACGACAAACAGCAAGAGGAAUUGCAAAAGAAACUACUCGAAGACGUCGAACCGCAAACAUUGCAACAACAAGAGACCAUGUCCAUCAAAGGUCAAAAUGCCAGACAUUUGGUGAUGCAACGGCUGAUGCGUCGCCCGUUGGACAGCCGGGUCGUCAUUUUGCGUAAUAUGGUUGGACCGGAAGACGUGGACGAUUUGCUGAAGGAGGAAAUCCAGGACGAGUGCACCAAAUUCGGUGUGGUGGAACGAGUCAUCAUUUACAAUGAGAAACAAACUGACAAUGAGGAAGAUGACACUGCCGAUGUGAUUGUGAAAAUAUUUGUGGAAUUUUCAUUGGCAUCGGAAACGGAAAAGGCUAAGGAGGCAUUGAAUGGGCGAUACUUCGGCGGUCGUUUGGUACGGGCUGAGUUGUACGAUCAGGCGUUAUUCGAUCACGGUGACUUGUCCGGAUGAAUGGUCAAUUGAGUGAUUGCGUUAAUUAGUGACCGUAAGCGAAACCAAUGAUUCUGUACAAAAAAAAGCAAAGCAAAAAAACGUGUUGAUUAUUAAUAAAACCUACGACAAGCCGAUUUCUACCUAUUAAAC